Arabis nemorensis is the source of this 357-nucleotide messenger RNA. The record is from the annotation of a GenBank genome assembly. NCBI's taxonomy places the organism in Eukaryota, Viridiplantae, Streptophyta, Magnoliopsida, Brassicales, Brassicaceae.
AUGGAGUCGCAACAAUCGAAUCUCGAAUCCGACCACCGCAAAAACGCCGAUUUAAGCUCUGAAUCGCCGCCUCGGCCGCUCACGGAAAGCGACCCGAGUCAUGAAUCUCCUCCUAAAGCCUCCACCGACGAGCCAAUGAAGAAAAUCGGUACUCCGGAUCGUCUUAGAGUCCCUGUAGCUCUCAAGUACCCAGAGAGGUACAGAAGCCCAACUGAUGCAAUGAUGUCUCCGGUAACUAAAGGUCUUCUCGCGAGGAACAGAAAAGCUUCCGGUUCUCUUAUUCCACCUAGCUUUAACCUAACCAAGAUUCAAGAUCAACGCAAACCGGAAUCCGGUUUAUCUUCCGUCGGUUGCUGA